Messenger RNA from Eremomyces bilateralis CBS 781.70, 1182 nucleotides. RefSeq names its product FAD/NAD(P)-binding domain-containing protein. Gene Ontology annotation, molecular function: FAD binding. The record is from RefSeq and is a predicted model, not a curated record. Lineage: Eukaryota; Fungi; Ascomycota; Dothideomycetes; Eremomycetales; Eremomycetaceae. Bases 1 to 1182 code for a protein of 393 amino acids. Gene Ontology annotation, biological process: secondary metabolite biosynthetic process. The transcript has 2 exons.
AUGGGCAUGAUCGAUCCCACGAUCUUGAAGGCAUUCAAGGAGCUGGCAACUGAGGAUCCAACGGAAGGAGAUGAUGAUAUCGAGAGAACUUGGAUCAACUUUCGACUAGGGUAUGGGGAUCCGACUCUCGUUGCCCCAGUCAAGACACGAGACAAGACUCGGACAGGUAUAUGCGGCUCAAGACGGGCUCCAUUCAUGGACAAACUUGUCGAGCAAAUCCCGAAGGAGCUCUGUCACUUCAAUAAGCGCCUCACCGGAGUUGAGAAGCUAGCCAGUGGCUUGAUGAAUCUCGUCUUUGAGGACGGCACAAACUCUUUUGCCAAUGCGGUUGUCGGAGCAGAUGGCAUUCGAAGUUCCCUUCGCCAACUCGCGUUCGGAGGUAACUCUCACCUCGACUACCUAUCAUUCACGCGAACGGUUUGCUAUCGUGCACUUGUUCCCAUGCAUAUUGCUGUGGAUGCCAUGGGCAAGGAGCUUGCUACUACUAGCGAAAUGUAUAUCGGCCCAGGCGGUCAUAUUCUCACCUAUCCAAUCGAUCGAGGGGCCAUGAUGAACGUCGUCGCCUGCACCCAGCAGGAUAGCUGGGAUAGUGAAGCGUGGGCUAUUAAAAACGUUCCAUUCGAGCGCGUCCAGGGGACAUUCUCACAAUGGGGUCCACAUGUUCAGAACUUGCUCAAGGCAAUGAAAGACCAGUCCGUCGACCUCUGGUCUCUCUGGGAUAGUGCCGACAAGCCCCUCUCUACCUAUUGUAAAGACCAUCUCGUCCUCAUCGGUGACGCCGCCCACGCCUCGCUACCCCACCAAGGUGCUGGCGCCGGUCAAGCCAUCGAAGACGCGUUGGUCCUUGCGGAGGUCCUUUCCUCGCUUGACGUAAAGCGCCCGGCAGACCUCCCAGCUGCCUUCCAGGCAUAUGACGCGAUGCGCCGACCACGGUCACAAAAGGUCGUGAGGACGAGUAGGGAGGUGGGUGAUGUCUAUCGGCUUGAGGGCCCGGAUGGGGACGACUUGGAGAGCAUAGGGAUUGAUUUGAGGACUAGGUUGAAUUGGGUGUGGUAUGAGGAUCAGGAUUUGCAGGUAUUGAGGGCGAAGGAACUGUGUUCAAUGCUGCUGGCGCAGUCGAGGGAGAUGGAGAGGAUGAAGGUCGCGACAGCGAAGCAGCCAAGGUGGGGAUGGGUUUACUGA